AUGGCCAGCUCACCCGUCCCUGGAGAUACCAGCUCCUCUCCCGGCGAUGUUACCACCAAGGAUGGACCAUCUAUAGCUGAGGAGACAGUCACGCCAGCUGCCACACCCGCCUCUGGGUCGCCACGGUUGGCCUUCUGGGUCAUCAUCAGCGUUCUAUGCACCUGCAGCCUGGUCUCCUCCCUCGAUGCCCUGAUCAUCACGACGGCACUGCCGUACAUCACCAGUGCCAUUGGAGGCCACGCGCAGUACGUGUGGGUUGCCAACAGCUUCGUGCUCGCCUCCACGGCCGUCCAGCCGCUCUACGCCCAGCUCUCUAACAUUUUCGGCCGUCGCAACCCCAUGCUCAUAGCCAUCACCCUCUUCACGCUGGGCAGCGGCAUAUGUGGCGGCGCCCGGAACAUCGCCAUGCUCAUAGCCGGCCGCACCGUGCAGGGCCUGGGUUCGGCGGGCCUCUUUGUCCUCGCCGACCUGAUCGUAUGCGACCUGGUGCCGCUCCGGGACCGGGCCAAGUAUAUGGGGAUCGCCGACUGGCGCUGGUGCUUCUACAUCAACCUGCCGCUCGCCAUCCCGGCUCUGGCUACCAUGGUGGUCUUCCUGCGUCUCAGGCACCAGCGCGAGCCCACGUGGAAGAACGCCGUGAAACGUGUCGAUUUUCUCGGAGCCCUCAUCUUCAUCCCAUCUAUGACUGCCCUGCUGCUCGGUCUCGUCAUGGGGGGCACUGUGUUCCCGUGGCAUACAUAUCACAUUAUCGUCCCUAUAGUGCUCGGCGUUGUCGGAUGGGUUGUCUUCCACGUGCACCAGGCGUCUCCGAUAUGCAAGGAGCCCAGCGUGCCGCCACAGCUGUUCCAGAACCGCACCUCAGCCACGGGCUACGUCCUCACCUUCCUCUCGGCCCUCGUCCUUAACUGGGUUACGUAUUUCCUCCCCUUCUACUUCAUGGCGGUCAAACUGGAAUCGCCGCUGAUUGCCGGUGUCUAUGUGCUGCCUUACAGCCUGUUCAUGGUCCCAUCCGCGAUGGCUGCGGGAGUGCUCCUUUCGAAACUCGGGCAGUACAAACCACUCCACUGGGCGGGCUUUGCGCUCACGGCGAUUGCGUGUGGCCUGCUCUCGAUUCUUGAUGCUGGUUCCUCCAAGGCCGCCUGGGUCUGCUUCCAGAUCAUUGUUGCCAUCGGCCUGGGACUUAUCUUGACCACAAUCCUCCCCGCCAUAUGCGCGCCCCUCGGUGAGGAGUAUGUCGCGACUGCCAAUGGCACCUUUUCCUUCCUCAGAAGCUUCGGGUUUGUCUGGGGGAUCACACUGCCUUCCAUCAUCUUCAACGACCGGUUCGACCACUUCGCUGGUCGUAUCUCCGAUGCAGGCGUCAGGUCGCAGUUGACGAAUGGCGCGGCAUAUAGCUACGCAAGCUCGAGCUUGAUCGGGUCGCUUACCGGAAGCCUCCGUAACGAGGUCAUCUCCGUUUAUACUGACGCUCUCAGAAGUGUAUGGCUAGGUGCCGUGGGCUUUGCUGCCUUUGGCUUUUUUCUCGUCUUUGUCGAGAAGCACAUCGCAUUGCGAACGGAUCUGGAGACCAAUUUUGGCCUGGAAGAGAAACCUGCUGGUCAAAAUGUUGCAAAGCAGGCUAAGGAUGCUCAGACAAUGUCAGAUUCUGCCUAA
Molecule: messenger RNA, 1653 nt
Organism: Diaporthe batatas
Lineage: Eukaryota; Fungi; Ascomycota; Sordariomycetes; Diaporthales; Diaporthaceae
Exons: 2
Coding region: 1-1653 (550 amino acids)
Biological process (GO): transmembrane transport
Molecular function (GO): transmembrane transporter activity
Source: RefSeq, a predicted model, not a curated record